CGGUCGAAUCCGUGACGUCGUCUACGUGCCGCUCGUCUCGUGUAUCGGCGAACGUUGUGAGAUAAUCGUAACGCGGAUAAAACGCAGACGUGUCGAGCAUGGCUCCGAAGAAGCCCGAGGAACCCGAGCGGAAGCCGCUUAUCGGUCGCGUUGGUACUAAUUUAAAGAUGGGCAUAGUCGGAAUACCGAAUGUGGGGAAGUCGACCUUCUUCAACGUUCUCACCAAGAGCCAAGCAGCGGCCGAGAAUUUCCCCUUCUGCACCAUCGAUCCUAAUGAAAGUCGCGUUCCGGUGCCCGACACGAGAUUCGACUACCUCUGCGAAUACUUUAAACCAGCUAGUAAAGUUCCCGCCUUCCUGCACGUAAUGGACAUCGCUGGACUGGUGAAAGGCGCCUCCGAGGGACAAGGCUUAGGAAACAGUUUUCUCUCGCACGUCGGAGCGUGCGACGGCAUAUUUCAUCUUUGUCGUGCCUUUGAGGACGACGAUGUCACUCACAUUGAGGGUGAUGUCAACCCCGUAAGGGACCUCGAUAUCAUCAGCGAGGAGUUACGACUGAAGGACGUGGAAUUUUUGAACGUACACCUCGAGAAGCUCGAGAAGCUCGUGAUACGUGGUAAUGACAAGAAGCUAAAACCUGAAUACGAUACGCUUCUGAAGGUAAAGGGCGUCCUGACGGACGAGAAAAAACACAUCAGGUUUGCCGAUUGGAGUGCCAAUGAUAUCGAAGUAUUGAACAAAUAUCUGUUCCUUACGUCAAAACCGAUUAUCUAUCUGGUAAACCUGUCGGAAAAGGAUUACAUACGCAAGAAGAACAAAUGGUUAAUCAAGAUAAAAGAAUGGGUCGACAAGAACGACCCGGGCGCGGUGUUAAUCCCUUUCAGCGGCGUCUUCGAAAACAAGAUUCUCGAUAUGGACGAGGCGGAGCGCGCAAAAUACUUCGAGGAACACAAAGUCACCAGUGCACUUGACAAAAUCAUCGUACAAGGAUACAAGGCGCUACAGCUGCAAUAUUUCUUCACGUCUGGUCACGAUGAAGUCAAAGCGUGGACAAUUCAGAAAGGAAUGAAAGCGCCUCAGGCUGCUGGCAAGAUACACACGGAUUUCGAAAAGGGAUUUAUUAUGGCGGAAGUGAUGAAAUUUGAAGAUUUUAAGAACGAGGGCUCGGAAGGAGCAGUAAAGGCCGCCGGAAAGUACAGACAGCAAGGACGUAAUUAUGUAGUUGAGGAUGGCGACAUUAUUUUCUUCAAGUUCAACGCAGGCGCCGGGUUGAAAGACGCGAAGAAGAAGUGAUGGCACGCAUUUCUCAUGUUGUUGCUCGUCCAUCUGUACAUCAACAUGAUCCUGUUGUCCUGUUGCAUGCAUUACCCGCGCGUCGAUCAAUCUAAUUCGCUCCCCGAUCCUCCUUGACUCUCUCAUUCAUGAUAGGCAUGUAUACGUGCUAAUGAUAACGACAAUGGUAAUUAUUUUUAUAUUUUUAUUCUGCAGAAUCUAGAAAAAUUAAUCGUGCUACGUUUGCAAGACGUUUUAUUGAUGUAAUUCAAUAUUCUCGCUCAAAAUUAUGCAUAGAGAACAACGCACUCGAUGUCCACAUAUUAUUUCUUUUGUAAAGAACAACGUUGUCUACAUAAAAAAAGGAGAUAGCAUUUCAUGUUUAUUUCUGUGUACAUAAUUAGCUGAUUAUGUAGAUUGCAUUCUAUAUUUUUUGUCUUUGGUUGUGAAAAUGUGCCGACAGGGAAAAAAAGGAAAAUGAGAAGAAAGGAGAUGACGUGUACGUAAAGCAUUUCUUUGUACUCUUCUGUAUUUAUUCUACAAAUAUUAAACUACAUUGACAUUUAAA
Messenger RNA from Temnothorax curvispinosus, 1839 nucleotides. Its product is annotated as obg-like ATPase 1. The transcript is spliced from 11 exons. Lineage: Eukaryota; Metazoa; Arthropoda; Insecta; Hymenoptera; Formicidae. Gene Ontology annotation, molecular function: ATP hydrolysis activity; ATP binding; GTP binding. The record is from RefSeq and is a predicted model, not a curated record. Gene Ontology annotation, cellular component: cytoplasm. The coding region runs from base 99 to 1292 and encodes 397 amino acids.